ACACUUGCAUGCCACAGCAGAGAAGCGUGACUUCCUUCAUCUCGCUGGAUAGGCUCGGCAGUUCUCUGCGAGACAGUCUCCUCCCCCAUUAGUGGAUGAGAAAGAGAGAAAAGUGCUUGUUUGUCUCACAGGAAGAAGUUGAAAACAUGAACCAAACCGACAGAUAGCAAGUAGACACAAGCGCCAUUUAGGUGGUAGGUUUGCCUCGUUUUCAGAGUUCAGCAUAAAAUGCUGUUGAUCUUUUGCGCUCGAGGUUGACAUUUUUGGAGAUAUGAGCAUAGAACUGAGGAUAUCUGUGACUCAGUAUCAGUAAAUUUGAUCUCACAUUAGGCAAACCAGCAGCAUACGGGAAAAAUCACUGCAUGUCUUUAACUUGGAUUCCAGGAAUUACCACUGAAGUUGGAGAAACAUGUCAGACCACAGGUCCAGCUUUCUUCACAUUGGAGACAUAGUUUCCCUCUACGCGGAAGGCACUGUCAAUGGCUUUAUCAGCACGUUGGGGUUGGUGGAUGACCGGUGUGUGGUCCAACCGGAUGCAGGGGACCUGGCCAAUCCCCCUAAAAAGUUCAGAGAUUGCCUGUUUAAGGUGUGCCCCAUGAACAGGUACUCAGCCCAGAAGCAGUUCCAGAAGGCCAAGACGGGCAAACAAAGCAACAACACACAAGGAGAUCUGUUUAAGAAACUGCAGAAUGCUUCGGAACUGGAGAAGAAACAGAACGAGACGGAGAACAAGAAGCUCCUCGGAGAGGUUGUUAAGUACAGCAGUGUCAUCCAGCUGCUGCACAUCAAGAGCAAUAAGUACCUGACGGUGAACAAGCGUUUGCCAGCGCUCCUGGAGAAGAAUGCCAUGCGUGUGUCGCUGGAUAACGCCGGCAAUGAGGGCUCCUGGUUCUACAUCCAGCCCUUCUGGAAGCUCCGCAGUGAGGGAGAUAAUGUGGUUGUUGGAGAUAAGGUCGUCCUGAUGCCAGUCAACGCUGGACAGCCGCUCCAUGCCAGUAACAUCGAGCUCUUGGACAACCGCGGCUGCAAGGAGGUCAAUGCCGUGAACUGCAAUACGAGCUGGAAGGUCACGCUUUUCAUGAAGUUCAGUGACUACAGAGAGGAUGUACUCAAAGGGGGGGAUGUGGUCAGGCUCUUCCAUGCUGAGCAGGAGAAGUUCCUCACAUGUGACGAGUACAAGAAGCAGCAGCAUGUCUUCCUCAGGACCACACUCCGUCAAUCAGCAACCUCUGCCACCAGCUCCAAAGCCCUCUGGGAAAUUGAGGUGGUGCACUACGACCCCUGCCGAGGAGGCGCCGGCCAGUGGAAUAGCCUGUUCCGCUUCAAGCACCUGGCCACCGGCAACUACCUGGCUGCAGAGGUGAAUCCAGAUUUUAGGGCGGACAGCAUAGACCAGAAAGGAGAGACAGAGACAGACAGUGUGUUCAAGAAGAAGGGGCAGGCUGCGGAGAAGAUCGCCUUCACCCUGGUGUCGGUGCCUCACGGCAAUGACAUCGCCUCGCUGUUUGAGCUGGACGCCACCACCUUGCAGCCGGCCGACUGCCCCGUGCCCAGGAACUCUUAUGUGCGUCUGCGUCACCUUUGUACAAACACCUGGGUGACCAGCACCGCAAUCAACAUUGAUAAGGAUGAGGAGAGACCGGUCAUGCUCAAGAUUGGCACCUGCUCCACGAAGGAGGACAAGGAAGCCUUCUCAAUCGUGUCUGUGCCGCUGUCCGAGGUCAGGGACCUGGACUUUGCCAACGAUGCCAACAAGGUGCUGGAGUCGACCGUGGGCAAGCUGGAGCACAGCAACAUCACCCAGAAUGAGAGGAGGUUUGUCAUCAACCUGCUGGAAGAUCUGAUCUUCUUUGUGUGUGACGUGCCCAAUAAUGGCCAGGAGGUGCUGUCAGUGGUCAUCUCCAACCUCAACAGAGAGCGGCAGAAACUGAUGCGGGAGCAGAAUAUACUCAAACAGAUCUUUGGCAUUCUGAAAGCUCCGUUCAGUGACAAGGGGGACGGUCCAAUGCUGAAGCUGGAGGAUCUGGGGGACCAGCGCUACGCCCAGUACAAGUACAUGCUGCGCCUUUGCUACAGGGUGCUACGCCACUCCCAGCAGGACUACCGCAAGAACCAGGAAUACAUCGCUAAGAACUUCUCCAUCAUGCAGUCCCAGAUCGGCUACGAGAUCUUGGCCGAGGACACAAUCACCGCCCUGCUGCACAACAACCGCAAGCUGCUGGAGAAGCACAUCACCGCCAAGGAGAUCGAGACCUUUGUCAACCUGCUGAGACGCAACCGUGAGCCUAGGUUCCUGGAUUACUUGUCGGAUCUGUGUGUGUCCAACAAGACGGCCAUCCCAGUCACUCAGGAGCUUAUCUGCAAGUUCGUGCUCAACCCCACCAAUGCGGACAUUCUCAUUCAGACCAAACUGAUCCCACACACAGAGACUUCUCUGGAGUCCUCUCUCAUGCAUGACGAGGGUGAUGAUGAGGAGGUGUGGCUCUACUGGAUUGACGCCAACAAGGAGCCCCAUGGCAAGUCCAUCCGCCACCUCGCCCAGGACGCCAAGGGCAACCACAAGCUGGACAUGGACGUGGUCACCUAUUACAGGUAUCAGUUGAAUCUCUUUGCUAAGAUGUGUCUGGACCGCCAAUACUUGGCCAUCAACCAGAUCAGUAGCCAGCUGCCGGUGGAGCUGAUCCUGCGCAGCAUGUUCGACGACUGCCUGCCCUACAACCUGCGCGCCUCCUUCUGCCGCCUCAUGCUGCACAUGCACGUGGACCGCGACCCCCAGGAGGCCGUGGUGCCGGUGCGCUACGCCCGCCUCUGGACCGAGAUCCCCUCCAAGACCACCAUCCACGAGUAUGAGUACGAGUUCCGGGACAUGUCUCGAGAGGAGAUGAAGAGGAAGUUUGCGCCCACCAUGGAGUUUGUGGAGGAGUACCUGAGAGACGUGGUCAGUCAGGCCUACCCGUUUGGAGACGAGGAGAAGAACGAGUUGACCCUGGAGGUGGUAAACUUGGCGCGGAACCUGGUCUACUUUGGCUUCUACAGCUUCAGUAAGCUGCUGAGCCUCACGCGCACCCUGCUGGCCAUCCUGGACAUUGUGCAGCCGCCCCUCACUUACCUGGCCAAACUCAACAAGAGCCCAGAGGGAGGGAACAAUGUUCUGCGCACCAUCCAUGGGGUUGGGGAGAUGAUGAGCCAGAUGGUUCUGCGGGGUUCCGUUCCACUCAGCCUGCCGGACUCCCCGCCGGCCUCGCGCCACGGAAUGCCCCACCAUAUCCCAGACAAUGAGGACGUCAUGGUGAUGGACACCAAGCUGAGGAUAAUCGAGAUCCUCCAGUUUAUCCUGAGUGUGCGUCUGGACUAUCGCAUCACGUACUUGCUGUCCAUCUAUAAGAAAGAGUUUGGUGACCAGAGUAUGACCGACAGCUCGAUGUCUGUGUCAGAUUACCUGCCCAUAUCAGUGUCAGAGCCAGACAUUGAUGAGAUUGUUGCAAAAGCAGAGACAAUGUUUGCUGGAAGUAAAGAGAGGAGUGCGGUGGAGCUGGACGACGAGGGUGGCCGGACCUUCCUGAGGGUCCUCAUCCACCUCAUCAUGCAGGACUACCCGCCUCUGGUGUCCGGAUCCCUGCAGCUCAUCUUCAAGCACUUCAGCCAGAGGGCAGAAGUCCUGCAGGCCUUCAGACAGGUCCAGCUGCUGGUGUCCGAGCAGGACGUGGAGAACUAUAAGCAGAUCAAGACGGACCUGGACCAGCUCCGGCUGACAGUGGAGAAGUCCGAACUCUGGGUGGAGAAGAGCGGAGGUUACGGCAGUGAGGACCUGGGAGACAGCCAGAAGCAGGAGCAGAACAUGGAGGAGGCUGGUAUCCUGAGCCCAGUGGAUAGUGGGAUCAUAAAGCCACAGAUUGACAGCAACAAAGCCAACAACUACAACAUUGUAAAGGAGAUCUUGAUAAGGCUCAGCAAGUUGUGCUAUCCUGCAAAGAAGAGUAAAGUUCAGCAACAAAGACUGCUGAAGAACAUGGGAGCCCACACUGUAGUGCUGGACCUGCUGCAGAUCCCCUAUGAGAAGAGCGAUGAAAAGAUGAAUGAGAUCAUGCAGCUGGCCCACAGCUUCUUGCAGAGCUUCAGUCGAGACAACUCCCAGAACCAGACGCUGCUCCACAAGCACCUCAAUCUCUUCCUCACACCAGGGCUCCUCGAGGCGAAGACGAUGCGCUACAUCUUCAGGAACAACUACCAUCUGUGUAACGAGAUCAGCGACCGCGUCGUGCACCACUUUGUCCACUGCAUCGAGACGCACGGGCGCCAUGUCCAGUACCUGCAGUUCCUCCAGACCAUCGUCAAGGCUGAUGGGAAAUAUGUGAAGAAGUGCCAGGACAAAGUUAUGACUGAGCUGGUGAAUGGCGGCGAGGACGUGCUGGUGUUUUACAACGACCGCGCCUCGUUCCCGGUGCUGCUGCAGAUGAUGGGCUCGGAGCGGGAGCGCUCGGACGAGGGUGGAGCGCUGGCCUACCACAACACGCUGGUGGAGCUGCUCGCCGCCUGCACCGAGGGCAAGAACGUCUACACCGAGCUCAAGUGCAACUCCCUUCUGCCGCUCGACGACAUCGUCAACGUGGUCACCCACGACGACUGCAUCCCAGAGGUGAAAAUUGCCUAUGUGAACUUUGUGAAUCACUGCUACGUGGACACUGAGGUGGAGAUGAAGGAGAUCUACACCAGCCACCACAUCUGGAAGCUCUUUGAGAACUUCCUGGUGGACAUGGCCCUGUUUUGCAACAGCGCCACAAACAGGAAGCUAGCUGAAAACGGGCCUGCACAUAUCCUGUUACAGGUGUGCAACAGUACCACGGACCGCAAGCACGCUGACCCCACGCUGGAGAAGUACGUCACCGAGACAGUCAUGGCCAUCAUCAAGGGCUUCUUCGGCUCCCAGUUCUACGUCAACAGUUCCAACCUGCAGACACACCAGCCCAUCUUCAUUCAGCUGCUGCAGUCUGCCUUCAGGGUGUACAACUGCCCAUGGCUCAACCCCGCCCAGAAAACCAACAUUGAAGGCUGCAUCAAGACCCUCGCUGACGUGGCCAAGAACCGUGCCAUUGCCAUCCCAGUGGACCUGGACAGUCAGGUGAACACGCUGUCCCUGAAGACCCAUAACAUGGUGCAGCGGGCCGCUAAAGACUGGAGGCUGUCUGCCCGCGCCCGGCCCCGCAAGGAGCCCCUUGGCUCGCCCGACUACAAGAGCAUCAUCGAGAAGCUACAGGGGGUUGUGUCGUGUCUGGAAGAGCAGUUCAGUCCGAAGGUGCAGGCUGAGUUCUCGGUGCUGGUGGAUGUGCUGCACCGUCCAGAGAUGCUCUUCCCAGAAGCGGCCAGACUGCGCUGCGAGAGCGGAGCCUUCAUGUCCAAGCUGAUCAAGCACACCAAGAAGCUGAUGGAGCAAGAGGAGAAGCUUUGCAUCAAGAUCUUGCAGACACUGCGCGCCAUGCUGGACAAAAGGGAGAGCAUGGAGGGAGUUCAGACGAGCGCGGCGACCGAGGCAGAGACAGAGGCAGCCCCAGGCAGAGGUGGCGUGCUGUGCCUGUUGGAUGCGGCGUCUCCUGUGUCUCUCUCUGUUGCCGCUCAAACGCUGCUGCUCCUGCGUGCCAUCCUCGGCGACAGCAAGUCACGGAGGUCCAGCGGAAUCCUGUUAAGUAUUUAG
Alosa alosa (allis shad) is the source of this 5689-nucleotide messenger RNA. RefSeq names its product inositol 1,4,5-trisphosphate receptor, type 2 (gene itpr2). Gene Ontology annotation, biological process: calcium ion transmembrane transport. The record is from RefSeq and is a predicted model, not a curated record. Gene Ontology annotation, molecular function: inositol 1,4,5-trisphosphate-gated calcium channel activity; inositol 1,4,5 trisphosphate binding. The coding region runs from base 410 to 5689 and encodes 1759 amino acids. The transcript has 38 exons. NCBI's taxonomy places the organism in Eukaryota, Metazoa, Chordata, Actinopteri, Clupeiformes, Clupeidae. Gene Ontology annotation, cellular component: endoplasmic reticulum; membrane.